Messenger RNA from Syngnathus typhle (broad-nosed pipefish), 524 nucleotides. RefSeq names its product histone H4. NCBI's taxonomy places the organism in Eukaryota, Metazoa, Chordata, Actinopteri, Syngnathiformes, Syngnathidae. Gene Ontology annotation, cellular component: nucleosome. Bases 55 to 366 code for a protein of 103 amino acids. The transcript has a single exon. Gene Ontology annotation, biological process: nucleosome assembly. Gene Ontology annotation, molecular function: DNA binding; structural constituent of chromatin; protein heterodimerization activity. The record is from RefSeq and is a predicted model, not a curated record.
CACGCGACGAUUAUCAUCCAUCUUGUUCCGUUGAAGCAGCUAACACUUAAAAAAAUGUCUGGCAGAGGAAAGGGCGGUAAGGGUUUGGGCAAAGGUGGUGCCAAGCGUCACCGUAAAGUCCUUCGUGACAACAUCCAGGGUAUCACCAAGCCCGCCAUUCGCCGCCUCGCUCGGCGCGGGGGAGUCAAGCGUAUCUCCGGACUCAUCUAUGAGGAAACUCGUGGUGUGCUUAAGGUCUUCCUGGAGAAUGUCAUUCGUGACGCCGUGACCUACACCGAGCACGCCAAGAGGAAGACUGUCACCGCCAUGGAUGUGGUCUACGCCCUCAAAAGGCAGGGGCGCACUCUGUACGGCUUCGGCGGCUAAAAUGACCAACUGAGCUACGCUUGCGCUAACAAAACGGUCCUUUUAAGGGCCACACAAAUCUUCUACAAGGGAUGCUCAUUCCAUGUUACAAUUUUAUUUACGUUUUCCGCCUCAGUUGGGGAUGCUUGAUAAAUAAUGUGCUCACAAUGAGAAACGUC